Fusarium sp. VM40 is the source of this 798-nucleotide messenger RNA. Lineage: Eukaryota; Fungi; Ascomycota; Sordariomycetes; Hypocreales; Nectriaceae. The record is from the annotation of a GenBank genome assembly.
AUGGCUUCUCACCACGUCCUUCUCCUUGGCGGCCACGGCAAGAUCGCUCAGCUUCUUACUCCUCUCCUCCUCAAGCGCUCGUGGACUGUCACCAGCGUCAUCCGAACUUCAGAGCAGACCCCUACCAUUGAGAAGCUUGGCGCCGGCCUCCCCGGUAAACUCAAUGUUCUUGUGCGUAGCAUUGAGGACGUCACAUCCCAGGAUAAGGCUCUUGGAAUUAUAAAUGAGGUGAAGCCUGAUUAUGUUGCUUGGAGUGCCGGUGCCGGUGGUAAGGGUGGUGCUGAGCGUACAUUCAAGGUAGAUCGCGAUGCUGCGGUCCACUUUAUCAACGCCGCCGCCUCUGUACCCAGUAUCACCAAGUUCCUUCUCAUCUCAUUCCUUGGCUCUCGUCGCUCUGGCGCCUCAUGGUGGCCCGCCGGCGAGUGGGAUGAGUAUGUUGAGAAGGUUAACAAUGGCUCAUUGGCAAACUACUACAAGGCCAAGGUCGAGGCAGAUGAGGUUCUAUACAAGGUCUCCAAGCAGAGCUCCACUCUUGCUGGUAUCGAUCUUCGGCCCGGAACCUUGACUGAUGAGCCAGCCACAAAGGUUGAGUUUGGCAAGACCAAGCACAUCUCUUCGUCCGGCGGAAUAAGCCGAGAGGCUGUCGCUGAGGUUGCCUCUCAUCUUCUUGCUGCCGAUGGUGUCAAGAAUGGGUGGUACGAUCUUCUAGACGGUGAUGAGGAGAUUCCUGCUGCAGUCGAUAGAGUUGUGCGGGAAGGUGUAGAUGCUGCCGAGGGUGAGGCCAUCUACAGUGCCUAA